GAAGUCAACCAACAUCAGCAAUGCCUUUAACCAACUUCUCCUGGAUGCCAAACAUGGAUGUUUUUAACAUAUAUCCCUCAGGAAUUCUGGAAUUAACCGACUUUUCCAAAAAUGGGUUACAGAUUAAGUUUCUGUUUCUUGCAAGGCAUCAAUGACAACCCAGAUCUUCUCCCUUCACCGUCACUCUUAUGUGAUUCUCUCCUUAUAAAACACAGUUCCUCUGGAUAAACAUGAUAGAUAUUAACAAACCGAGAAGGAUACCGAACAUAGUUGUCAAUCAUGGUGGAGAUUAAGGUUGAAGCUGAUGACAAGGAACAAAAACUCCCACUCUUGCAAGAUGUACCAAUACCCAAUCGAGCAGAGAAGACCUUGAUACAGAAAGCUAUUAGUCAGACAUUUCAGAGCACAGCACAUUUAGCAAAUCUCUUGCCUACAGGAACAGUUCUCACUUUCCAACUCUUGGCACCCAUUUUUUCGAACCAAGGUAACUGUGACCCUGUCAGCCGGUUCAUGACUGCAGGGCUUGUAGCCCUUUGUGGGCUCUCAUGCUUCCUGACGAGUUUCACAGACAGCUUUAGGGACAAGAAUGGCAUUGUGUGCUAUGGGCUUGCUACAUUUCGAGGCUUAUGGGUCAUUGAUGGUUCAGCAACCAUAUCGCCUGAGCUUGCAGCAAAUUACAGGGUGCAAUUUAUAGAUUUCGCGCAUGCCUUAAUGUCCAUUCUUGUGUUUGCAGCUGUUGCUCUGUUUGAUCAGAAUGUUGUGAGCUGCUUCUGUCCAACACCAUCAGUUGAGGCUCAAGAAAUACUCACAGCAGUCCCAGUUGGUAUUGGUGUCAUUUGCAGCAUGUUGUUUGUUACAUUUCCUACCAAGCGCCAUGGAAUUGGCUUCCCACUAUCUGGCAAUUGAGUGCAAACUCCGUUGAUUUCAUAUGUACUUCAUUGAUCUUUUUGAAUAUGGUGACCGUUUGUGCUGUCCACAAAUCAUUUCCUACAACCGAACAAUUCUAGUCAUAACUUAUACAGACUGGUUUACCUGAA
Tripterygium wilfordii is the source of this 1037-nucleotide messenger RNA. Its product is annotated as protein DMP4-like. The record is from RefSeq and is a predicted model, not a curated record. The coding region runs from base 280 to 906 and encodes 208 amino acids. Lineage: Eukaryota; Viridiplantae; Streptophyta; Magnoliopsida; Celastrales; Celastraceae. Gene Ontology annotation, biological process: endomembrane system organization. The transcript has a single exon.